UUCUCUCUAAUAAACAGAAAAUAUCUGCCAUUUUCUAACAAAACACUCGCAGAUUCACUCACCGACCAGACUCUCCACUCUAUACUCUUUUCUUCACUGUCAAUGAAACCCUAGUUUCUGUGGAAAUGAAGACUUCUUCUUCUUUUUCUUUCUUCACUAUAGUUCUUUGCUUUACUUCUUUUGUUGUUGCUGCUGAACUAACUGAGUUGGAUCGGAUUGAUUCAAACAAUGGGAAUACUACAGCUACUGCUUAUAACAAGACAUUGUCUGAUUUGAAAACAAGACAAGAUAGUUUUGCUGGUAUGAUUGAUCGAGCUUUGGAAAAGGAAUUCCCUGAUAAUGAGCAAUCUGGAGGAGAAACUGAUGCUGGUAGCUUCAACAAUACUGUUGCUGGAGACAAGGCAGUUUUGGAAACUGUAGCUAGAGUUAACCACAAGAAAAAUGAGACUAAGGAAAAGUCUUUCCAACUACAUGAUGUUUUCAACAAUGAGAACCGAGAGGAAGAUACCCCAACUUUAAUAGAUUCUAAGAGCAAUGUAUUCAUAAUAUCUAAUACCAAAUCAAAGUACCCAAUUCUACAGUUGGAUUUAAGGUUGAUAUCGGAUCUAGUAAUCGUCUUUGUAUCUGCAACUUGUGGGGGAAUCGCUUUUGCUUUUGCUGGACAACCGGUCAUUACUGGAUACUUGUUAGCAGGCUCUGUUAUUGGACCUGGAGGCUUGAGCUUUAUUAGCGAAAUGGUGCAAGUUGAAACGGUUGCUCAGUUUGGUGUGAUUUUUCUUCUUUUUGCGUUAGGGCUGGAGUUCUCGACGGCAAAGGUAUGUAUAUUUCCAUGUGCCUUGCUUUUUGUAGAUUUUGAAACUCUUGGAUUCAUGUUUACAAAGUGUCUUCCUUCAUAUGUGCAGCUUCGAGUUGUAAGAUCUGUAGCUGUUCUUGGAGGCCUGCUACAAAUUUUUCUAUUUACAAGCUUAUGUGGCCUUUCAGCCUCGUUAUGCGGUGGUAAUAUCUCAGAGGGAAUAUUUAUUGGCGUGUUCCUGUCAAUGUCCUCAACAGUUUUGGUUUUGAAGUUUUUGAUGGAGAAAAAUGGUAUCAAUGCUCUCUAUGGCCAAGUCACGGUUGGAAUUCUUAUCCUCCAGGAUUGUGCUGUAGGUCUGCUGUUUGCUCUGCUUCCAAUCUUGGGUGGCACUUCAGGGAUUCUUCAAGGAGUUAUGUCCAUGGCUAAGUCGUUGGUAACAUUGAUUACAUUCUUGGCCAUUCUGUCAAUAUUAUGUCGAACUUGUGUUCCCUGGUUUCUCAAGCUGAUGAUUAGCCUAUCAUCACAGACCAAUGAACUGUAUCAGUUAGCAGCAGUUGCCUUUUGCCUGGUUGUUGCUUGGUGCAGUGAUAAGUUGGGGCUCAGCCUUGAACUCGGUUCCUUCGCUGCGGGGGUGAUGAUAUCAACAACUGAUCUUUCAGAACAUACGCUUGAGCAAAUUGAACCAAUUCGCAACUUCUUUGCUGCUCUUUUUCUUGCCAGUGUUGGAAUGCUUAUCAAUUUUCACUUCCUUUGGAACCACGUUGAUAUUUUAUUAGCAGCUGUUAUUUUGGUCAUUGUUGUGAAAACAAUUGUUAUUACUGCUGUUGUCAAAGGAUUUGGAUACAACAACAAGACCUCACUUCUUGUUGGAUUGUCACUAGCCCAAAUCGGGGAGUUCGCUUUUAUACUUCUCAGUCGUGCGUCUAAUCUUCAUGUGGUAGAGGGUAAACUGUAUCUGCUGCUUCUUGGCACAACAGCUCUUAGCCUGGUGACUACUCCGCUGCUUUUUAAAUUGAUUCCAGCUGUUAUACAUCUCGGAGUGCUACUGCGCUGGUUCUCCCCUGAUAGCAGUCAAAUUGAGAUAGCAUAUAAAGGAGAUAGCCUUCGCUCAGACAGCUUAAAGCGUCUACCCUUGACGAAUCUAGGUUCUCACGACUCUUUUAAACAUAAAAAUGAACCAGAAAUGGAGUUGCCAUCUUUAGCUGAUGGGCUUCUAACUAUGGCGGACAGGUCUUUAAGAGUGCAAAAGCGGUAGAUUAGGAGAUUGCAAGACUUCUUCCUUCCACAUGCCUUGGGCUAGAACACGUACAAGCUUAACCAACACACUAGAGAAUCGGUUAGACGGGAUCUGAAAAUGGAGAAACUUCAAUGGGUUUUGAAGAUUGAUAAUUUUUGUUUCUGCUCCAAUUUUGUGUAUCGUAGGUCCCAAUUGUAAUCUAUUGUAAUGUAAUUUAAUUUAUUUGUUUCUCCUCAGUUCUUUAUAGUGAAAUUUGUAGAACAUGUGAACUUAUGCUUAGUUCACUUGAAGCAAGUGUGAUAGAAAAAGAUUUUACUGCAGUCAAUAUAUAGUUCAAUCAUUUCAUCCA
Messenger RNA from Papaver somniferum (opium poppy), 2379 nucleotides. RefSeq names its product K(+) efflux antiporter 6-like. The record is from RefSeq and is a predicted model, not a curated record. Gene Ontology annotation, biological process: proton transmembrane transport; potassium ion transmembrane transport. Gene Ontology annotation, molecular function: potassium:proton antiporter activity. The transcript has 19 exons. Gene Ontology annotation, cellular component: membrane. The coding region runs from base 126 to 2048 and encodes 640 amino acids. NCBI's taxonomy places the organism in Eukaryota, Viridiplantae, Streptophyta, Magnoliopsida, Ranunculales, Papaveraceae.